AUGGUUCCAAAGAAAAAAAAGACAACAAAAAGUAAAUGGAUGACACAAGAAAUUCUAAAUCAGAUGGAUGAAAGAAGAAAAGUCAAGAGGGACAGUCAGAAAUACAACCAUCUACACAGAACCAUACAACAUAAAUGUAGAAGAGAAAAGGAAAGAGGACAGAAACCUGAGAUACACAAGAACAUGGAAGGUCCAAAAAUACUGCAAUCCGAAAUAAGAUCUGCAGUGAAGAAAAUGAAAAAGAACAAAGCCCCAUGCCCAGAUGAGAUUGUGAUUGAAAUGAUAGAUGCUCUGAAAGACUUCGGUAUCCAGCGUCUAACUACAAUUACAAACAUCAUUUAUGAUACUGGGGAAAUCACUGAUAUUCUUUUGAAAUCAAUCUUUAUAGCACUACCCAAAAAAACAGGUACCACUGAAUGUGAGCUUCAUCGUACCAUCAGCCUGAUGAGCCACAUCAUGAAAAUAAUAUUGAAGGGUCUAAUGCAAAGAGCGAGACGAUGCAUGAAACCCGAAAUAAGCACUGAGCAGUUUGGUUUUGUAGAAGAUUCUGGUACAUGA
Molecule: messenger RNA, 558 nt
Organism: Penaeus chinensis
Lineage: Eukaryota; Metazoa; Arthropoda; Malacostraca; Decapoda; Penaeidae
Exons: 2
Coding region: 1-558 (185 amino acids)
Source: RefSeq, a predicted model, not a curated record